UGCGCACGGGGCCGGGGGCGCGGGGCGGCGGAACGGGAGCGGGAGGGGACGCGGUUGAACGGUCCUGGGCAGCCCCGACCCACCCCCGGGGGGCGCGGACCCUCCCGGUGCCCCUCCGUAGGGUUCCCCGGCCAUUCCCCCCCCCUCCCCUCCUUCGCAUCCCGGUGCCGUCGGUGGAGCGGCAGCGGAGCGCUCCCGGCGGCGCUUUGAGGAUCCACGUCGGGGUUUAACGGGGAGAGCAACAGCGGGGGUCUCCGGGAGCCUCAGCUGUCCUCCAAGCCCGGGGAGGAACGACGAGGAGGGGGCGGCACCGGGGAGAGCCCCCCGGGGGGGGGUCCUGGGCUGCGCGUCGCCCCGUCGCGAUGCUCGCCGUUGUCAUGGAGACGGGCGGCUGCGCGGUCGUCAUGGCGACGGGGGAUGCUGCGAGUGGUCCAGGCGGUUCCCCCGGAACGGGGCGGAGGGGGCGGUGGGGCCGGGGCGGCGGAGCCCGGUGGGCCGCGGGCACGGAGCCGGACCCGGGGGUGCGGGCGGCUGAAAGAGUCCUUUGUGGCCGUUCCAGCAUUCCCGGAGCCUGAGCGCUGCAAGGAGCGGGUGAACUCUCUGGCCAUUGCUGUGAUGAACAUGUGGCCGGGGGUGAGGCUGCGGGUGACAGAGGGGUGGGAUGAGGACGGCCACCACCUCCCCGACUCGCUGCACUACGAGGGCCGGGCGCUGGACAUCACCACAUCGGAUCGGGACCGCCACAAAUACGGGAUGCUGGCACGGCUGGCUGUCGAGGCCGGCUUCGAUUGGGUCUACUAUGAGUCCAAAGCUCACAUCCAUGUCUCCGUCAGAGCAGACAACUCCUUGGCCAUCCGCACCGGCGGCUGCUUCCCCGGCCACGCCACGGUGACGCUGCGGAGCGGUGAGAGCCGGGGUUUGGCUGAGCUUCGUCGGGGCGAUUGGGUGCUGGGAGCCGAGCCAGGCGGGCGCCUGGUGCCCACCCAAGUGCUGCUCUUCCUCCACCGCGACCUCGGCCAACGCGCGUCCUUCGUGGCCAUCGAGACGGUUUCUCCAUCCCAACGGCUGCUGCUCACCCCGUCCCACCUCGUUUUCGCCUCUCGCGGGGUCGCCAACGGCUCUGCCACGUUCCUGCCCGUCUUCGCCCGUCGGCUGCGCCCGGGGGACGCCGUGUUGGCCCAUGGGGACGAAGGGUUGCGUCCUGCAAAGGUGCUGAGGGUGUCGAGGGAGGAAGGGAUCGGGGUGUUCGCCCCGCUCACCUCCCACGGGACCCUCCUGGUGAACGGGGUGCUGGCAUCCUGCUACGCUGUCCUGGAGAGCCACCGCUGGGCUCACCGUGCCUUCGCUCCGCUGCGGCUUUUCCAUGGGCUCCUCUCGCUGCUGCCGGCCCGCCCCGAGCCGGGGAACGGGACGGUGCCCGAGGUGGGCGUGCAUUGGUACUCGCGGCUGCUGUACCGCCUGGCUCGCGGCGUGCUGGGCCGUGAGGGUGCGGGGGGCGUAGGGACGCCCCCUCCUGGGGACUCGCCGCUGGGUGCUCGGUGCUUGGAGCCUGGAGGGUGAGGAGGGGGCGUGGGGCACCUCCAGGCCUGCACCGAGGGUGGGUGUCCACUGGGUGGGCAUCUCUCAAAUUGGUGCCUCUCACUGGGUGUCCUCUGGGUGGGAGCCCCUCAGGUGUGGAUCCCCACCAGGUGUGUCUCCCCCACGUAUGCCCCCCCCUGGGUGGGGGUGGGUGCCCCUCAUUGGGAGACCCGUGUGGGUGUCCCCUGGUGGGUGGUCCUCAGGUGGGCACUCCUUGAGUGGAUGCCCCACACUGGGUGUCUCCCCCAGGUGUCCCCCCCACCAUGUGGGCACCCCUCGCCCUCAGGCACCUGCCCCUGGGAUGGGUGCCCCCAAGUGGGUGAUGCUUGGGGUGACGGUGGGGCAGCACAGGGACCACAGCUCGGCUCCACGCCCCCCACAGCGCUACCAGGUGCCCCGUGCCCCCCCCCUCCCACUCCCCCCGUAUUUAUUGCUUUAUUAACCGCUGUGGAUGGCGCUGGGGUCAUUGCACCGAGGCCAAAUCCACCCCAGAGUGGCUUCGGUGAACCCACCCCCACCUGCUGCUGCUGGCACCUUGGAGGGGGGGGCGGGACCUCUGCCACCCGUGGGGGUCCCCGUCCCCACGUGGCUCAGUGCUGUGGGGGAUCCAAUCCCGGUGUGUGCCAUGGGCACGGGGGGGGCCCAGCUCUAACCCACGCUAACCACUAACCUCCCCCACCCCCCAUUAAGAGUUUUAUUUUUCUAUUUAUAAAUGAUAAUAUAAAUGCGCUCGGCACCGCACGCCUCGCAGCGGGGCGGAGGAGGGGGGGGGGUGGGUGGAGAAGAACGCGCUUUUAACCACUUCUGUUUAAAAAAAAAAUAAUGUUAAUAUUUAAUUGUUUCUGGAAAUAAAGAGAA
This is a messenger RNA of Phasianus colchicus (ring-necked pheasant), 2436 nucleotides long. It is a transcript of the gene DHH, whose product is annotated as desert hedgehog signaling molecule. Gene Ontology annotation, molecular function: calcium ion binding; patched binding. Lineage: Eukaryota; Metazoa; Chordata; Aves; Galliformes; Phasianidae. Gene Ontology annotation, biological process: smoothened signaling pathway; cell-cell signaling; regulation of gene expression. The record is from RefSeq and is a predicted model, not a curated record.